This is a messenger RNA of Sclerotinia trifoliorum, 2021 nucleotides long. The record is from the annotation of a GenBank genome assembly. NCBI's taxonomy places the organism in Eukaryota, Fungi, Ascomycota, Leotiomycetes, Helotiales, Sclerotiniaceae.
UUGAAGUUUAGCUCUCCUGCCACACAAUUUUUGACAGAACCACAUCUUACUGCGCAGGAAAUCUGGACCCGAUUCCCAAUUCUGCUUUCCUCUCUUUCUCCAUUUCCGGGAGAAUUCAAAGAAAACUGCUACCCAUUUUAUCGUUCUCCCCUCAUAUUUUGGUGGUGUGUUGAAAAUAUCUGACAAUCUUUAUCUUCAUGAUAAGCAGUGCGACGAAUUUAUAUCCACAUUCCUCUUACAACCAUUUCACGAACCUUACGACUUAACGUACACUAUAUCCAAUUGAUUGAUCAUACAUUCCUGAAAAUAGCCAUCAUUCUCAGUCCUUGAAACUUCUUCAACACAUUGAAAACAUUCCACGGCUGCGACUCCGACAGUUGCUCCGAAUAAACGGGGGACGGGAGUGGCAGACUCCAUUAUCGCAUUUGGUCAUUCGUUUCAAGUCAUAACAUAGUUUAAGAUGGCGGACAGAGGGUUUGGGGGUUUCUUGAGUAAGUUAUGCGACCUGUGCUUUAGUUGAAUUGACAGUGUGCUAACCUAAUUCAUAGGAGCGGUGCCAUUCUUAGGAUAUCAUCAUGUGUUGAUGAUAUUAAUCGCGAUUACCAUUAUACUACUUUGUAAGCGCUCCCCAACAUUCCAUUGAGAGAUAUUCAGCUAACAUUCUUUCAGCUCUUCUAUUGGCAGGAUGUUCAUCUUCAUCACCCAUGAUACCCGAUAUUUUCCUUAUUUCCCUCUACUAUCAAUCAUAUACACCAGUACCAUCGACCGCUCAAACCGACUACAAUGUACACACAGCAAUAUCUAAUAUUGUUGGGCAAGCGCAAUUGGCAGCAAGAGUUGGAUACUUUGGUAUCUGUAUCAGCCCAGAUGGAGGUGCAUGGUUAUGCAGUAACAAUGCAACCGCAUUAGCGAAUGAAGUGAGCGUUGAUCAGGAUCCUUUGAAUUUAAUUUGGCUUGCAAGUCAAUUCAAAGAUAUGAUUGUUUUCCCAUACCUAAUGUAAGUUGUCUUCUCUCCUUAACCGUUUCCAAGAACAAUACCUAAUAUGUUCAUAGUAUAAUUGCAAUCAUCUUCGCAUUUAUCUGUCUAUUACUUCUAGCGACAUUCCCCGGAUGGCAUGAAGAGGAGGACGCCCGCGGAAGUGAACGAGAAGUCAAACCUUUCCCAUCUCGACCCGUCUCUCAAAUCGCCCUAGCUAUCAUCUUCAUCGCUUCAAUCUUUGUUCUCGUCUCGGUACUCUGGCAACACACAGCUUCGGUAGCCGCCUCUAUCAUAGCCCAAGAUCUGGGGAAUGGUAGUGUACGAAGUGGCGUUGGUAGCACGGCCAUGGUACUGGGAUGGUUCUCUUUUGCUCUACUCAUUAUAGUAACGAUUGGUUUACUGGUCAUGAUAUUGAGUAUACGAGUCUUAUCCGAGACAUUCGGUUAAUACCUUUAGAACAAUCAUGGAUGGCGAGAAACGACAUAUAUAUUGAUAUCAAAGAAGUUGAUUGAUAAUUUUUUCGGAUUUAUUUGGCAAGGAUGUUGAUUUCAGCGUGCAUGAUGAAUACCACAGCGAGAAUAAAGUUGUUGGGAUUGAUAUAAUGAGACCUUUUUGGAAGGUGUCGUUUCAAAUAUCCCGGAGCCUUUUAUGUUUUUUUUUUACUUUGAUACGGAUAAAAGAAAUUACUCGAUACGAUUGUAUACAUGGGUAAUGCAUUUGGGUUGGAGUUUAGACUGGGCUUUGGUUUUGAUUUUGUGUGGUUUAUAUGGGAUUUCAUUCCCAGGUUGGAGACAUGGGCUCGAUGAGGAAUGUGUUUAUGUUAGGAUAGGAUGGGGUAUUAAUGAUGCAUGGCUGGUAGGGAGAAUGGGAUAGGAUGGUUGGGCGGCUCUACCUCACCUGGCUGAAUGGUGUUCACGAAUUGUAUGUAUGAAGUGUAUGAGGAGAGUAAAGGCACUAGUAUUGACUGGAACCUGGUAUUAUUAUGAGGAAAAGGAAGGAAGUGUUUAUGAAUACUGAAUCUGAAUAAAAAGAAUCUCCAAGA